Molecule: messenger RNA, 1594 nt
Organism: Alternaria rosae
Lineage: Eukaryota; Fungi; Ascomycota; Dothideomycetes; Pleosporales; Pleosporaceae
Exons: 1
Coding region: 493-1278 (261 amino acids)
Source: RefSeq, a predicted model, not a curated record
CCAACGGUCGCGGCGACUGAAAUCUUAGCGAGAUCUCCACACCAACGGGCCUACUAGCGCGGAGUCAUUCGUCACGUCCGCACGUGUUUGGCCGAAGCACUGACAGCCUACCAGUGCCGCCCUGGACCCUUUGGCAUUGGUCGAGCUUGCUAGGCCAGCAACUGCAUUCUGUUUCAUCGCGCCGACCCCCCUAGCCCGUUGUUUGAUUAAUUACUCCAUUCACAACAUCUUCAUUUCGCGAUUCGGCCUAGAGCUCCACUUGCUGUGCCCCCCUGUGAUUACACCUAUCCCCUGCAUUGUGCGCACCCACCAUGCUGCCCUGUCCAUGUGGUCUAGGACAUGUCCUGAUCAUUCAAUGUUUUCCCACACUGCGUCUUCACACAACAACAGCAUCUCACAGCAUCUCUACUUUGAACAGCGCCACCCACUACACUUAGCAUCCUCUAUUAUUACCAUACGACACACCACCUACCUUGCUAUUGCUAGUACAUAAUGACCACCCACACGUACACCACAAUGUCUCCGACUCCAAGCUUUCAACCUCCUUCCGAGCAAAUGUGCAAGAUAAAUUUCAGCCCACUGCGUUCUCCCUCUCCGCACAAACGCUUCAACAACCACGGGCGCAACCAGUCUGAAGCUAUCCAACGCCCCCGGCCCAUUAGCGUAGCAGACAACUCUGUCAUGGUACAGCACGCAAAGCGGUCCUCGAUAUACGUCGCAGACGCAAGCUAUCUCACACGCACACCCAUGGCCUCGCCGACGAGCGACCCCUCCGACGUUGUCGAUCACUACGCUAUCCUCGAACUCACACCCAAGGCCUCCAACGACGAGAUCAGAGCUGCCUAUCGCCGUCUACGCUCUGUUUACUUCACCAACGACGCGAAGAAGUACCGUGCUCUGCAGAAUGGCUUCGAUUGUCUCAUGGACCCAGAGUCUCGCCAAGUUUACGAUGCUACCUACCAACCAGCUGCGGCAGCGACGUCUUCGCUAUCUAGUAUCGGUGAGGUCUUGGAUCAGGGAAAGCACUGGCGCAAGGAUAGCGCUCAUGGCGACGACGCGAAUGCUGUUAUUCUCGAGGAGGAAGAGGAAGAGGAGGAGCAGGACCUGCGGACUGAUGACCCGAAUUGGGCUCUCAAACGGUUUCAAUGUGAUGGUCAUGAGAUUGUGCUGGGCUCUGAGCCGUACCAGUCUUACAUUCCUCUGCCCAUGUAUUCACUGCCGGUGUGUGGACAGCCGAAGUAUAUCGGCAAUUUCGCAGUGAACGCAUGGCCGAACUAGGCGAGCUCGUCGAUACCCCAAAUCUAACAUACAGCCUUAUCUACUCGGCUUGAUAGCCUGAGUUCUUCAUGAUUGUUUAUAGCAGAGCAGGUCUUGCAUGCAUUUAGCGGUUUGGCCUUGCGGCGCAAUGGGCGGUCACUUUGUUCAUUUGCUCUUUUGUCCCUCUGUCAACUUAGCGUUGUUUAUCAAGCGGCGAUUCACCCACCCCUUAUCUUGUCUGAUAGAAAGUCCCAACUUUACUGCAAAUUGGCUACACUCACUAUAUAUCUCGUGUAUCGAGCAUCUUUGAAAUGAUAAUGUAUGACACUACUAGCAA